Cynocephalus volans (Philippine flying lemur) is the source of this 2808-nucleotide messenger RNA. It is a transcript of the gene PRICKLE2, whose product is annotated as prickle planar cell polarity protein 2. Lineage: Eukaryota; Metazoa; Chordata; Mammalia; Dermoptera; Cynocephalidae. The record is from RefSeq and is a predicted model, not a curated record. The transcript is spliced from 9 exons. Gene Ontology annotation, molecular function: zinc ion binding. The coding region runs from base 1 to 2808 and encodes 935 amino acids.
AUGUUCAGCCGGAGCUCCCGGAAAAGACUCUCCAGCCGCUCGGUGAGUGUCCCCCACCCGAGUGUGGCCGAUCGCGCGGUCCCUCCAGUCGGCCCCGAGCGCCCGCGCCCCGCCCCCCUCCGCCCCGCGUCCGCGCACCUGUGGCCCCAGUUGACCGGACUGGGGCGGAUAGAGAGAGGCCAGCCAUGUAACGCCUGUGGUGACCAGUGUCCUGGGUUCGCCUUGCAUAAAUGGAGGAAGAUCUGCCUACACUGCAAGUGUCCCCAAGAGGAGCACAUGGUGACAGUGAUGCCGCUGGAGAUGGAGAAGACCAUCAGCAAACUCAUGUUUGACUUCCAGAGGAACUCAACCUCCGAUGACGAUUCAGGCUGUGCCUUAGAAGAGUAUGCCUGGGUCCCUCCGGGGCUGAAGCCUGAGCAGGUUCACCAGUACUAUAGCUGUCUCCCAGAAGAGAAAGUUCCUUAUGUCAACAGUCCUGGAGAGAAACUGCGAAUCAAGCAGCUACUACACCAGCUGCCACCACAUGACAAUGAGGUUCGAUAUUGCAACUCCCUGGACGAGGAAGAGAAGAGAGAGUUGAAGCUGUUCAGCAACCAAAGGAAACGUGAGAACUUGGGCCGAGGCAAUGUCAGGCCCUUCCCAGUCACGAUGACAGGAGCUAUUUGUGAGCAGUGUGGAGGACAGAUUAACGGUGGGGACAUCGCUGUGUUUGCGUCACGCGCCGGCCACGGUGUUUGCUGGCACCCACCGUGCUUCAUCUGCACUGUCUGCAAUGAGCUCCUGGUGGAUUUGAUCUAUUUUUACCAAGAUGGGAAGAUAUACUGUGGCAGGCACCACGCAGAGUGCCUGAAACCGCGCUGUGCAGCCUGCGAUGAGAUCAUCUUUGCAGAUGAAUGCACAGAAGCUGAGGGGCGGCACUGGCACAUGAAACACUUCUGCUGCUUCGAGUGUGAGACGGUGCUGGGCGGCCAGCGCUACAUCAUGAAGGAGGGAAGGCCCUACUGUUGCCACUGCUUUGAGUCCUUGUAUGCAGAAUAUUGUGACACCUGUGCCCAACAUAUAGGGAUUGACCAAGGUCAAAUGACCUAUGACGGCCAACACUGGCAUGCCACUGAGACCUGUUUCUGCUGUGCUCACUGCAAGAAAUCCCUCCUGGGGCGGCCGUUCCUCCCAAAGCAGGGCCAGAUCUUCUGCUCACGGGCCUGCAGUGCCGGGGAGGACCCCAACGGCUCCGACUCAUCCGAUUCGGCCUUCCAGAACGCCAGGGCCAAGGAGUCCCGGCGCAGCGCCAAAAUCGGCAAGAACAAGGGCAAGACGGAGGAGACCAUGCUGACCCAGCACAGCCAGCUGCAGGUGAGUUCCAACCGGCUGUCAGCCGACGUGGACCCUCUGUCGCUGCAGAUGGACCUGCUCAGCCUGUCCAGCCAGACGCCCAGCCUCAACCGGGACCCCAUCUGGAGGAGCCGGGACGAGCCCUACCUUUACGGGAACAAGAUGGAGCAGAACCAGUCCCAGAGCCCUCUGCAGCUGCUCGGCCAGUGCAACAUCAGAACUUCCUACAGUCCGGGUGGGCAGGGGGCCGGGGCCCAGCCCGACAUGUGGGCCAAGCACUUCAGCAACCCCAAAAGGAGCUCGUCACUGGCCAUGAAGGGGCACGGCGGCAGCUUCAUCAAGGAAUGCCGAGAGGACUAUUACCCGGGGAGGCUGAGAUCCCAGGAGAGCUACAGUGAUAUGUCCAGUCAGAGCUUUAGUGAAACCCGAGGCAGCAUCCAAGUCCCCAAGUACGAGGAGGAGGAGGAGGAAGGAGACAUGUCCACUCAGCAGUGUCGGACCCGUCAUCCCAUCAGUUCCCUGAAAUACACGGAGGACAUGACGCCCACAGAGCAGACCCCUCGGGGCUCCAUGGAAUCACUGGCCUUGUCCAAUGCCACAGGCCUCUCCGCUGAUGGUGGUGCCAAGCGCCAGGAGCACCUCUCCAGAUUCUCCAUGCCCGACCUCAGCAAAGACUCUGGAAUGAACGUCUCUGAGAAGCUGAGCAACAUGGGCACUCUUAACUCGUCCAUGCAGUUCCGCAGCGCAGAGUCGGUUCGCAGCCUGCUCUCUGCCCAGCAGUACCAGGAGAUGGAGGGAAACCUCCACCAGCUGAGCAACCCCAUUGGGUACAGAGACCUGCAGUCGCACGGAAGGAUGCAUCAGAGCUUUGAUUUUGACGGGGGCAUGGCAGGCAGCCAGCUGCCCGGGCAGGAGGGCGUGCGGAUCCAGCCCAUGAGCGAGCGCACGCGGAGAAGAACGCCCCCGCGCGACGACGGCCGCCGCUUCCGACCUCACCGCUCCCGGCGCUCCCGGCGCUCCCGCUCGGACAACGCCCUCCACCUGGCCAGCGAACGCGAGGCCAUCUCGCGGUUAAAAGAGAGGCCCCCGCUGAGAGCCCGGGAGGACUAUGACCAGUUCAUGCGCCAGCGGAGCUUCCAGGAGAGCCUGGGCCAGGGGUCCCGCAGGGACCUGUACGGCCAGUGCCCUAGGACUGUGUCGGACCUGGCUUUGCAGAAUGCCUUUGGAGAGCGAUGGGGACCCUACUUCACCGAGUAUGAUUGGUGUUCCACCUGCUCGUCCUCUUCGGAGUCCGACAACGAGGGCUAUUUCCUAGGAGAACCCAUCCCCCAGCCGGCCCGCCUGCGAUAUGUCACAAGCGACGAGCUGCUGCACAAAUACAGCUCUUAUGGCAUCCCCAAAUCCUCCACGUUAGGUGGCAGGGGACAGUUGCACAGCAGGAAAAGACAAAAGAGCAAAAACUGUAUCAUUUCUUAA